GCUCAGCCUUGUAGGACAAGACCGCAGACGGCAACAUGAGACAAGUCUUUCCCAAGCUGCUUAUCCAUCAUGGCUAGCACCUCGAAGACAGACUCCAAAGGUACAACAAAUUCCCGCGGCAAUAGCCUUGGAGGAGAGGUUGUGACGGAACACAGAGUGAAAGGGAAGGCAGAGGCUGCAACACUCACCCCCGGAGAUAGAAACCGAGCGGCAAUAGUACCACCGCCAUCAGAAUCAUAUGUUUAUCAAAGCCUCGAAACACUCACAACUAUCCGGAUUCUCAGGCUCGAGCCUGGUGAAGGCGACGAGCCAUUGCACGGGCAGAUUUUGUUUACCGAUUUGAACAACUCUGAACCAAGAGACGAAGGCGGACACGGGCUCCUCCAAGAUCUACGCGACACGUUCUGUGCAUUCGGCGCCCAAGACCUGCAGAGUAGAGAGUCUCGUCGCAAACCCUGGAUUCCAUUCGAAGCCAUCUCUUACGUUUGGGGCGACCAGAUCUAUACACAGACUAUAUCAACGCCGCAUGGUGAGAUCUCGAUUACGACGAACUUGGGGCAGGCGCUGCGCCAGACCCGCCAUAGUGACCAGCCUCGCAAUCUGUGGGCUGAUGCGGUGUGUAUCAAUCAGACUGACAUCCGGGAAAAAGGCCACCAGGCCAAGAAUAUGGGGCGGGUCUACUCUAGUGCAGAAGGCGUUCUGAUCUGGUUAGGUCUGGACGUUGAUAACAAAGCUGCGAGGACCUUCUCGCUGUUCUUCAGGUGUUACCAUGGGCGUCGCUGGAAAAACAGUAUCAGAGCGGAAUUGGAGGAAAUACAGUGGUUCGAACGCAUUUGGGUCGUGCAGGAGCUGAUAUGCGCUAAUAGUAGAGCUAUAUAUAGUCUACUCCGUAUUUAAC
Molecule: messenger RNA, 898 nt
Organism: Boeremia exigua
Lineage: Eukaryota; Fungi; Ascomycota; Dothideomycetes; Pleosporales; Didymellaceae
Product: heterokaryon incompatibility protein-domain-containing protein
Exons: 1
Coding region: 70-897 (275 amino acids)
Source: RefSeq, a predicted model, not a curated record